Molecule: messenger RNA, 1718 nt
Organism: Clupea harengus (Atlantic herring)
Lineage: Eukaryota; Metazoa; Chordata; Actinopteri; Clupeiformes; Clupeidae
Gene: znf410
Product: zinc finger protein 410
Biological process (GO): regulation of transcription by RNA polymerase II
Cellular component (GO): PcG protein complex; transcription regulator complex; chromatin
Molecular function (GO): RNA polymerase II cis-regulatory region sequence-specific DNA binding; DNA-binding transcription factor activity, RNA polymerase II-specific
Source: RefSeq, a predicted model, not a curated record
UUAGACAUCAAACCUUGGACUGUGGAUGUGACUACCUCUUAGGGCUAGUGGUAGCUACAAGCGGAUUAGCCAGCAAGCUACCCUGCUAGCAGACUACCUUCCCUAAGCCAUUGCUAACUUCAUAACAUGGGUCGGCAAUCUUCGAAUUCAUUGAUUGUAACGCAAUCACUAACUCGUCGUAACUUACAUGCGCUGGCGUUGCGUGGACCAUCCGACCGGUAGGUUUAAACUGCCAACAUGAAAGGAGUCUGAAAUCACAUCACGACAUCUCAUGAUACAACGAGCCGUUCAGACCUUCUAAGGGCGACUCCAUGCUUUCUGAUGAACUUGAUUCCAAGCCUGAGCUGUUGGUUGAGUUCGUGCAGAACGCCUCCAUUCCACUUGGCCAGGGUCUGGAGGAGCCGGACACCUGUCCAAAGAACACCUGUCUGCCUCUUCAGCCGCUGCCAGCGGAUAACUCCAUAUGCAGCCAUCUGCAGCUGACAGAGCGCACUCUUAGUCACGCUGGCUCCACGGAACUUUGUGAGUUUGGGGCGGAGCGGAGCGCCAUGGUGGUGCAGCUGCACCCGCGGGCCCCCAGCCCCGGCUCCACGCAUGUCAACCACGCCGCCGUCCCCGUCCCCAACCACGCCCCGAUCAUGCAGGACCUGCAGCAGCAGGACAGCACCUCCUACGUGCUGCUGAACCUGGCCAAGGGUCUAGCAGCGUCGGCAGAGUCACUGGUGUUUGUGCAGGACGAGGCGGAGGAGGAGAUCUCGGCGGGCGAGGGGGGCGAUGGCAGUGCCCCCUGGUACCUGCGGGUGCAGGAGCUGGCACACGAUAGCCUGAUUGCUGCCACCCGGGCACAGCUGGCCAAGGAUGCCAAAGACGCCAGGGCCAACAGCAAUGGUGAGCAUCUCCAUGGCUACCAGUCUGAGGGACCAAAGAAGGAGCAGGCGCCUCACGGUAACCGUGGAAACGCAGAGAAGGUGCUCAGGUGUCCCUAUGAGAACUGCCACCGCACGUUCACCUGGCCUGCACACCUGAAGUACCACCUCAAAACACACAGGAAUGACCGUACGUUCCGGUGCGGUGCGGAGGGCUGUGGCAAGAGCUUCUACGUGCUGCAGCGUCUGCAGGUGCACAUGCGCACACACAACGGGGAGAAGCCCUACACCUGUCCGGAGCGCGGCUGCGGCAAACGCUUCACCACCGCCGGCAACCUCAAGAACCACCGACGCACACACACCGGAGAGAAGCCGUUUCUGUGUGAGGUGGACAGCUGUGGUCGCUCGUUCGCUGAGUACUCCAGUCUGCGGAAACACAUGCUGGUGCAUUCAGGAGAGAAGCCUCACCAGUGUGGCGUGUGUGGUAAGACCUUCUCCCAGAGCGGCAGCAGGAACGUCCACAUGAGGAAGAGACACGGCGAGGAGUCUCUCGGCCCAGAGGGCACCGACGCAGGAGAGGCGCUGACGCACAGCAGCAUCCUGGAGGCUGACGGGGCCGCCGCCGGUGAUGCCAUGGUCACCAUGACUACCGUGGAGCCCAUGAACGUCCACCACGCGAUGUUGCGAGGGCAAGACUCCGUGGUGGUGCUCUCUCCACCCCAUGACCUGGUCUCCAUGACAACGGGAGGUCAUCCCUACGGUGAGGAUGUGGUGACCCUGCUCUAGCACUGUGUGUGUAAAUAGUCACUCAUGUAGAUACGCCAUAAGAUUUGUACAAACAAACAAACAAAC